CUGUCGUCUGAAGUUUUGACAACUUGUCGUCCGAGCUUGCUACAUGCCCGUAGGAUUACGUAGUAGAGUACCUAGGUGAAGACUGUGGUUGGACUCGGGAUGCUGCAGCUGUCAAAUCGUCUAUACUCUAGUACUUCCACCAAUAGUAAUAGAAGGGAGCGAACAACAUCGACCUACCUCAUAUGGAAUAAACGCCAGGCUCGCGCCAAAACUAGACGUGCGCUAUCACUACAACUCAAGAGGCGGCUUGUCUCAGUCAUCCACUGAACCUAGGACUAGGUAGUGAGUGUCAUUAUUCAAAGUGCAGAUGAUGGGAUUCAAGAUCCUCGCUCUUCUGGCGGCCAUGGCCGUGGCACGCCAUCCGCCAGCACGAGUGCAAUCAGACACGAGCGGCAUAGCCACUCAGGACUUCAUCCAGAAGGUCAACCACACAAUUGACGCGAGCUCCACAACAUUCAGACAGCGGUAUCAGCUCAUAACGCAACACUUCGAGCCCGGCGGACCGAUCCUUUUCGUACAGAGCGCCGAGUCCGGGAUGUCGUCUAUUAACUCGAGCGACUUUAUAGACUACGCACCGAAGCUCGGUGCCCUCGUUGCGAUGCUCGAACACCGCUUCUUUGGCGAUUUCCGCCACGGCAGCUACCCGCUUCAUUACAACCCAUUGAACGUCUCGAACGAGACGUUUGACUCGCUGACUUUGGAUAACGUCCUUCAAGAUGGAGUUAAUUUUGUCAAUUGGAUAAAAAAGACGGUCUUGGGUGCUGCGAAUAGUAAAGUGAUCUAUGGCGGUUCUUCGUACGGUGGAUUCCUUGCUGUAUCGGCACGGAUUCGCUAUCCAGAUACGUUUUACGGUGCGAUUGCCUCCUCGCCCGCCUUGAAUUCGUUUGGCCCCCUCAGCUCGAAUCAGGCCAAGUUCGAUUCUGCGAAGUGGGCGAGCCAAGUUUAUAACAACGCUUCGAAAGACGCAUCCUCCAAAAUAAAAACGUCCAUGUUAACGUUUAAGAAGUGUCUUGCAGACGAUACCUGCGAGGCGACUAUCCCUGAUCUCAACAUAUGCAAGAACUCCACGUCGCUAGGCUACGAGGGACUGUACAAGGCGGUGCUCCAUACUUACCUAGCCAUCUCCAAGUUCAACUACCCAUGGAUCGAAAAAUACCCAACGGCAAACCCGUUCUCGGAAUUAAUCAAGAACACCCUCGAAGCCAAGACCGCAGGCGAAAUCCUCCGCCUCCCGCUCCUAGCAGCCUCAUGGACGACCAACACAUCCGCCUGCAUCGACAGCUUCAACGGCAACAUCUCCAAAGCCAGCCAGGGCAACACAAUGAGCAGCGAACCGGCCUGGAGCGCCGUCACAUGCAAGUACUACCCGAUCAACGACCGGUCGAUCCCCGCGGACAACAUGCUGCCCGAGGCCUUCGCCCGGGGCGAGGUGGACAUAUGCACGAACCCGGCGUGGCAGGGCGUCGACUACCGGCGCGAGAACGAGUACUUCCUGCAGAAAUACGCCAUGACGAACGACAUUCUCGAUUCGACAGAGCGGCUGCUUAUUGUGCAGGGGCGCUACGAUGGCACGGCUGCGAUUGGCUCGCCGGCGCUGACGGUUACGGAUUUGUAUAAUCACUCGAGGGUUAUACUUGUGGAUGGCACGGCGCAUGCUGAGGAUGCGGUGUCGGAGGCGGUGGAGCCGCGCGGGACGAAGCCGCAGAUGGACCAGAUCCGGGAGAUUAAGCUUGCGCAUCUUAAGGAGUGGCUUGGCAGGGGUAAUCAGACGGAUUCCGGAUCUGCGACAUUGGCCUCGGCGAGUGGUACGACACUGUUUUCUGUCUUAUUGCUGUUGUUUGUUUUUGGGGGAUUAUUAUGAGUUGGGCGUAAGCUGGGUGGGUUAGGAGUCAGUUGUGAAAAGUCUGGGAAAUGUGAUGAUGUAGCGGUAAAAUACAUAUAAUUUAUAAUCUUUAUCUUAAGUUAGACUUG
Messenger RNA from Daldinia loculata, 1971 nucleotides. RefSeq lists its product as uncharacterized. Bases 308 to 1861 code for a protein of 517 amino acids. Gene Ontology annotation, biological process: proteolysis. The transcript is spliced from 5 exons. Gene Ontology annotation, molecular function: serine-type exopeptidase activity; dipeptidyl-peptidase activity. The record is from RefSeq and is a predicted model, not a curated record. Lineage: Eukaryota; Fungi; Ascomycota; Sordariomycetes; Xylariales; Hypoxylaceae.